AUGACAUACAAGAAGAACAGGGCUCUCACCUUUGUAGCUACCCUAUUGGGAAGAUUUUUGUUAUAUAAAAGUUCUUCUCCAUUUUGCCAUCGAAGUUUCCAGCAACUCACUAAUAACAACACACUUUCAUGGGAAGAGUUAUAUGAGCAUUAUCUGCCAGAAAUUAAUACAGAUUCUGAUAAUAUAAUCGACCUUGCAAAAGAAAAUCCUGAAGACGAUAAUAGUAAUAAUAAUA
Molecule: messenger RNA, 235 nt
Organism: Racocetra persica
Lineage: Eukaryota; Fungi; Glomeromycota; Glomeromycetes; Diversisporales; Gigasporaceae
Source: the annotation of a GenBank genome assembly